AUGAAUGACCCCGUCAAAAGAAGAGCUUCUCUCUAUUCAAAUCAACUUCUCAAAGGUCCAAGCACACAGACCAAGGCUUCAGGAACCGGUUUAUUCAAGAUGCUUCCCAACAACGUUAACAAGACUUCCCUCCACCCUACCGGUGUUACUCCUCACCAGGAGCACACCGAGCUGGAGCAGGAGCUCCACGACAAGGCUCACAUCGAUUAUGACCGUGUCGCCAUUAUCCCCAACCCUUCAGUCGCUGCCCUCUACGAGGAUGCUCUUGUCUACGAGACCGGUACCGCUAUCACCUCCAGCGGUGCCCUGACUGCCUACUCUGGUGCUAAGACUGGUCGAUCCCCUCUUGACAAGCGAAUUGUCGAGGAGGCUUCUUCCAAGGAUAACAUCUGGUGGGGACCUGUCAACAAGCCCAUGACUCCUGAGACCCGCGCCGGAGGAGCAUCUCCAUUCCAGCGACUUCAAUUGGCUUUCCCCCGAGGAUACCCGGAGCAUGAGCGUCAUGGCUUUAAUGGCUUGUCCACUGGUGCUUAUUCUCUUACCCAAUUGCCUGGUCGCUGGUUGGUCUGGAAGAUCAACCGAGAACGUGCUGUCGACUACCUCAACACACGAAGCCGUAUCUAUGUCAUCGAUGGUUUCGCCGGCUGGGACGAGAAGUACCGCAUCCGAGUCCGAGUUAUCUGCGCCCGUGCCUACCAUGCUCUCUUCAUGCGAAACAUGCUUAUCCGACCUUCACGAGAGGAGCUCAAGGACUUCCACCCCGACUACACCAUCUACAAUGCCGGCAAGUUCCCCGCCAACCGAUACACUGAGGGUAUGACCUCUGGCACCUCCGUUGCCAUCAACUUCGAGCAGAAGGAGAUGGUCAUCCUCGGUACCGAGUACGCUGGUGAGAUGAAGAAGGGUGUUUUCACUGUUCUCUUCUACGAGAUGCCUAUCAAGCACAAUGUCCUCACUCUCCACUCCUCCGCCAACGAGGGCAAGAACGGCGAUGUCACACUCUUCUUCGGUCUCUCUGGAACUGGCAAGACCACUCUCUCUGCCGACCCCAACCGAGCUCUCAUCGGUGACGACGAGCACUGCUGGUCCGACAACGGUGUCUUCAACAUCGAGGGAGGUUGCUACGCUAAGACCAUUGGCCUGUCCGCCGAGAAGGAGCCCGAUAUCUUUGGCGCUAUCCGAUAUGGUUCCGUCCUCGAGAACGUUGUCUUCGACCCCCUUACCCGUGAGGUCGACUACGACGAUGCCACCCUCACUGAGAACACCCGAUGCGCCUACCCCAUCGAGUAUAUCUCCAACGCCAAGAUUCCUUGCCUGUCUCCCAACUCUCCCUCCAACAUUAUCCUCCUCACAUGCGACGCCCGCGGUGUUCUGCCCCCCAUCUCCAAGCUCGACCGCAACCAGACUAUGUUCCACUUCAUCUCUGGUUACACCUCCAAGAUGGCCGGUACUGAGGACGGCGUCACUGAGCCCCAGGCUACCUUCUCCAGCUGCUUCGCUCAGCCCUUCCUUGCCCUGCACCCCAUGAAGUACGCCAAGAUGCUUGCCGACAAGAUCGAGACUCACAAGGCCAACGCCUGGCUCCUCAACACCGGCUGGGUCGGUGCCGGUUUCGCCCAGGGUGGCAAGCGAUGCCCUCUCAAGUACACUCGUGCCAUUCUCGAUGCCAUCCACUCUGGCGAUCUUGCCAACGUCGAGUAUGAGAACUACGAGGUCUUCAACCUCCAGGUUCCCAAGACCUGCCCCAACGUUCCCUCAGAGCUUCUCAACCCCUCCAAGGCCUGGACCGCUGGCGAGGACAGCUUCAAGACCGAGGUUGUCAAGCUGGGCAAGCUCUUCCGCGAGAACUUCACCAAGUACGAGAGCGAGGCUACCGAGGACGUCGUCAAGGCUGGCCCCGUUGUCUAG
Molecule: messenger RNA, 1908 nt
Organism: Fusarium redolens
Lineage: Eukaryota; Fungi; Ascomycota; Sordariomycetes; Hypocreales; Nectriaceae
Product: phosphoenolpyruvate carboxykinase-domain-containing protein
Exons: 7
Coding region: 1-1908 (635 amino acids)
Biological process (GO): gluconeogenesis
Cellular component (GO): cytosol
Molecular function (GO): phosphoenolpyruvate carboxykinase (ATP) activity; ATP binding
Source: RefSeq, a predicted model, not a curated record